AGUGUUUCCAGGUGUUGGGAAGUUCUACUGUUUUAAAGUAGUACGACGGCCUUCAGUGUCUCAGAGGGAGCUGAGAGGAGUCCGAUAAACGCCCUCAAGUGAUGUCACUCGAGUCAGUGUCGGUUGGGGCUGAAGACUACAAGUUUGAAACUGUGGCGUCAGAAAGCAGCAAGCUCAGCAGACCUCUGCAGCCUGCUGCUCGCCUCUGCUGCAGGCUACAUUAGCCGCUACUAGCAUAACACACCACAAUCUCACACCCAGCUGUCAGAGGAAGGAUUGUGGGUAAUGUAGGCGCCAGGCUUUGACAAAGAAGAAUGUGUGGAAUAAAAAAGACGAUAUCUCUGGUUGUGCUGCAUCGAUUUUGUUCUUUUUUUAACUGUCUAUUGUUCAUUGUAUUCCCUCUCUCUCUAUCUCCCUCACACACACAUUUCCUCAUAAUAAGUGAAGGUUUUCUCGGUGUGAAGCAGCAGCUGUUUGGUCAUUUAUUAUAUAUAUCUUUAGAACAUAAAUACAUCUCAGCAACAUCAGACUGACACCAGGCAGCAUCAGCUCACUUCAUCUGAAAUCUGACAGUGACGUCUCCACCGUUCAUAUGGGUACUUCCACGCUACCGUCGCCAGAUCGUCCCCGUACAUGUUACCUGCGUAAUGGCCACAACUGGUAUCCGUCGUCCUCCUCCUCCUGGCUCCACUAUUGACCAGUUGCCAGAAGCCCGUCCUCCCAGUGGACUGCAGUGACAUCUGUCACCCAGACAAGAGCCGACCCAGCGGAGUGUACACCAUCUACCCCGCUGGAGAAAAGUCUGCUGUCCAGGUGGACUGUGGCAUGGCGUCAGAAGAAGGACGGUGAGUAUUUUAACUGAAGUCAACGUCAUCGAGUCACAACUGAAAUGUACGAGCUGCUGGUGGACAUGGAGGACUUCAGUGGAAACAAAGUGCUCGCUCGUUACUCGUCGUUCUCCAUCGACCCAGAGUCCAACGGAUACAGACUGCAUGUAUCUGGGUUCACUGAUGGAGGGGCAGGUGAGUUGGUGGCAGCAGAAGUUGUUAGUUUCCACAAGUAGAAGGUUUGCACACGACACUGAGGAUUUCUGCUCUGAAAUCAGUCUGCUCAGACUUCAUCAAUCACACGGAGGGUUUUCCGUCCAUGGAGGAGGACACAGGGUGCUUUCCAUUUGGACGGAGGAAUAUAAUUCACUAGACGGGACAUCCUCGCUCCCUCCAGCGUCAUUUUGAGGAGACGACAAAACUCAUGACGCAUGGCAUCUCAACUGUCAAACGUGUAGGAAUAGGUAUCAGUAGUUUAAAACACCUGACGUCUGAUGACUGCUGCUCCGACACUGAUUAUAUAUGUAUAUAUCAUAUAUGUGGAUAUGGUCUGUAAAAGACAUUCAACAGGACAAAGACAACAGAGAAAAUACCUCCCCAGGGGGCGCCGGAGAGUUGAAGGGGAGGCAAAGAUACUGCAGGAGGUGAAUUUGACUCAUUCUAGCAGAAUGUAUUAUGUCAAUGAGUGUCCUCACAAGUAUAGAAGUAAAAUGUGAGUGUGUUUCCUGAACUGGCUAGACUCUGUAGUUAAUCUCCUUAUGUAAGCGCUUGUUUAAUUCACUUUUCAGUGGCCUGUAAUCCUCCUCCUCCUCCUCCUCCUCCUGCUGACAUUAUGUUUUAAUCCUCAGAUGAUGACAUCACUGUCUGUUAUUCUGAUGUGAAUCUCAUUUUGUUGUUGCCACAAAAACACUACACCAGUAACCAGAGAGCGCAGACCUCCACCCAGGCUGCACACACACUGUGACGUAUAUGACCGGAGGACUUUUGCUGCUCAUAUGAUCAAAUAUAAUCAGCAUUUUAAUGGAGCGAGUGACGUCGAGAGAGUGAUAGAGCGAGCUGCAGUCAGACUGCCGCUGAAUGAAAACUUCCCGGAGCUUCACGGCUGUUAAACUGAUGCUUUCCAUCUUGUUUUGUCUCGCUGUGGUUUAAUCUUUGCCUGCUUCUCUCUGGAUGUUGACUCGAUGGAGCCUCCUCACAGCAGCCUGAACAGUGUGGAGCUGAAGAGCCUGCAGCUGUGUGACAGGGGAGGCACAGAGUCUGCAGACAGCGGCAUCGGGUACAUGGACAACCUGCCGGUUCCUCAGCAGAUCCGGAUCAGUAACAUCACCUGUGAUUCGUUCAAGAUCAGCUGGGACAUGGACAGCAGAGGCACAGAGAGGAUCACUCACUACUUCAUCGACCUCAACAAGAAGGAGCACAAGAACUCCAACAAGUUUAAACACAAGGACGUACCGACUAAGCUGGUGGCGAAGGCGGUUCCCCUGCCGAUGACGGUGAGAGGUCAUUGGUUCCUGAGUCCUCGCACAGAGUACACCGUGGCCGUCCAGACGGCCGCCAAACAGCCAGACGGAGACUACGCCAUCUCUCAGUGGAGCGAGAUCAUCGAGUUCUGCACCGCAGAUUACUCCACCGUCCAUCUGAACCAGCUGCUGCAGAAAGCCGAGGCCAUCGCCGGCAGGAUGCUGCCAUUCACCAUCUUCUACAGAAACCAACAGCAGGAGUACUUCCAACAGGCCAGCCCCUCUUAUCGCUCCAGAGACGUUCAGUGCCGCCGGAUGCUGCCAUCAGUUAAAGACAACAGCGGCAGCCAUGGGUCACCCAUCAGUGGCAAACUGGAGGGGGUCUUCUUCAGCUGCAACACAGAGUUCAACACAGGAAAGCCCCCCCAGGAUUCCCCAUAUGGACCCUACCGCUUCCAGAUCCAAGCUGACGUCCUCUUCAACCAGAACACCAACAUCUACUUCGGGGAUUUCUACUGCAUGUACACGUCCUACCACUACGUCAUCCUGGUCCUGGCACCUGACGGCUCCAAAGGAGACGCCUUCUGUAAAGGGAGGCUGCCGCCACUGGACAGAUCCAACAACUGCUUCCUGAGCUUCACUGAGGAGGAAGACGGCUCGCUGUCUUUCCGUCACGCCCAGGACGUCAUCCUGGAGGUGAUCUACACAGAGCCGGUGGAUCUGUCUUUAGGGACGGUAGCACCAAUCAGCGGGCACCAGCUCAUGAGUCAGUCCACCGUCAACGCCAAGAAAGACCCCAGCUGCAAGAUCUGCAAUAUCAGCGUUGGACGUUAGCCCGAUCUUUUGACCGGGCAACCAGCUAACCUGCUAAUACCUGACAUGGUGACUAGAUAGUAGCUAACAAGCUACUAACAAAAUUCAUCACCCACUCAUUGUGGAACGACUGGCUAGCUAAGUGCUAGCACUGCCUGGCUAGCUAUCAGGCAAUCCAUUUAACUAAACACUAAAUCCACUUUUUAAUAUGUAACGCCACUUUAUUAUACCUUCAAUUGAUUCUGGUAUUAUAUACCGUCUAUUUCGGUCUUUCAGAAUCCACAGAACCACAGUUAUAUAUGUAACUGAAAAGAGAGCGUGACUGAAAAUACAGAGCUAAAGAAAACCAGAACUUUACGGUUCUGUUAGAGAUAAGAAAUUUAAAAAUCCAGAGCAGCAACAUAAAAGUACUCAACAUUGUGUUACGUCUCUAAAUUAUAAGUCUACAUAAGGAUGGUAAAUGUGCAAAAAACAAUGUAAUAUGUUUAUCUAAUAUUUAUGUUUUUAGCGGCCUUUGACAAACACCAUUUCCCAUAAACUCGCAGAACAUCACUAGUUAAACAUCACAUCUCAACAGAAUGAAGCAAGUCGAGUGUCUGUGGUUAGUUCAGACAUGCAACAGAAAGAAUGUGACAGUAAGAUCAGCUCUUAUAUUAUAUUUUCAUCAGUGUUUAUAAUCUGCACCUUUUCCUGCUCCUGCUGCUGCUGCUGCUGCCUCAAAUGCUCACAAACUGUAAACAUCCUGAACUAAAACAUACUUCAUUGUCCUUUAUUGUAACAUAGAUUAAAAAUGACUCCACAAUA
Siniperca chuatsi (mandarin fish) is the source of this 3904-nucleotide messenger RNA. RefSeq names its product phytanoyl-CoA hydroxylase-interacting protein-like. The record is from RefSeq and is a predicted model, not a curated record. Gene Ontology annotation, cellular component: cytoplasm. NCBI's taxonomy places the organism in Eukaryota, Metazoa, Chordata, Actinopteri, Centrarchiformes, Sinipercidae. The transcript is spliced from 10 exons. The coding region runs from base 2009 to 3121 and encodes 370 amino acids. Gene Ontology annotation, molecular function: protein binding.